This is a messenger RNA of Diospyros lotus (date-plum), 1866 nucleotides long. Its product is annotated as cytochrome P450 714C2-like. Lineage: Eukaryota; Viridiplantae; Streptophyta; Magnoliopsida; Ericales; Ebenaceae. The transcript is spliced from 5 exons. The record is from RefSeq and is a predicted model, not a curated record. Bases 147 to 1697 code for a protein of 516 amino acids. Gene Ontology annotation, molecular function: oxidoreductase activity, acting on paired donors, with incorporation or reduction of molecular oxygen; heme binding; monooxygenase activity.
AGCUUCGGUUGCGCCAGCAAACAUCAUCAGCAAUGUGCUCCUUAUAUUAUAUAUGCAUCACCUACUUCUGGUAGUUCCAUGUAAAAACCACCCAAGGCCAAAGGGUUGUUCAGCUCAGAAAGAGCAAAUUGAUCAGCAGUGGAGAUAUGGAUGUCCAAACACUCCACAAGAUUCUCGUGUCCGUUGCCGCCCUUCUCCUACUGGGCCUCCUCGUCCGGCUCUACGAAUCCCUGGUGAAGAAGCCGGCGAGGGUCAGAGGCCGGCUCACCAAGCAAGGGAUCACGGGGCCGCCGCCGGUAUUUCUGCUUGGAAACAUUCUGGAGCUGCGAAAGGCCAGAUCGUCCGCGGGAAGUUCGGCCAAGGAAACCACUCAGAUCACCCACGAUUACGCCGAAGGCCUCCUGCCCUUCUUUCAGCAGUGGCGCGAGAAAUACGGAAAAUUUUUUACAUUCUCUCUUGGGACAAAGCAAAUACUGCAUGUAACAAGAGGAGAUCUGGUGAAGGAGAUAACGCAGAGCGCAUCCAUUAACCUAGGGAGGCCAUCCUACCACCGAAAAGAGUUGGGUCCUUUGUUCGGAGCAGGCAUCUUGACCUCCAACGGACCCCUUUGGCAAUAUCAGAAGAAAAUCCUUGGCCCUGAAUUGCACACGGACAAGGUCAAGGGAAUGACAAACCUCAUCUGGGAGUCGACAAUGAUGUUGUUGGAUUCAUGGAAUAGCAGAAUCGAAGAAGAGGGUGGAGUUGCAGACAUAUACAUAGACCAGGAUUUGCUUGAGAUCUCGGGCGAUGUGAUAGCAAGAGCUUGCUUUGGCAGCAACUACUCCAAUGGAAAACAAAUCUUCUCCAAGCUUAACAUUCUCAAGGAAGCCAUGUCCAGGAGAAUCUUCUCCAUUGGCCUUCCCGGCAUGAGCUACUUGCCGACCAAGAACAACAGGGAAAUAUGGAGACUGGUGAAGGAGGUUCACACUUUGAUCGUAAACGUGGUGAAGGAGAGGAAGGAAUCUGGCCAUGUUCACAAGGACCUUCUGCAAACCGUUCUAGACGGUUCUAAGAACAGUGACUUCAGUGGACAUGGCGCCGAGCAAUUCAUAGUAGACAACUGCAAGAACAUCUACUUGGCUGCUCAAGAGACCGUCGCCAUCACCGCUUCAUGGUGCCUCCUGCUCCUCGCUGCCAACCCUGAAUGGCAGGACCGCGUCCGCGCCGAGGUUGUAGACAUCUGGGGAGCCGCCCGAGUCCCCGACUCCGACAUGCUCCGGAAAGUGAAAUUGCUGACGAUGGUGAUACAAGAGACCCUAAGGCUGUAUCCUCCGGGAGUUGCUUUGUCAAGGGAAGCCCUAAAAGACCUAAAGAUAGGGGGAAUGGAUAUCCCGCAAGGAGUGAACAUGUGGACGAUGGUGUCCAAAUUGCAUACCGACCCCGACAUAUGGGGACCCGACUCCUACAGCUUCAAGCCGGACCGGUUCGCGAACGGGGUUUCGGGAGCCUGCACCCUGCCGCAGUCGUACCUGCCGUUCGGGUUCGGGCCCCGGUCGUGUCUCGGGCAGAACCUGGCCAUGCUGGAGCUGAAGAUGAUCCUCGGCCUUAUUCUGACCAAAUUCACGUUCAGCGUCUCGCCCAAAUACGUCCACUCGCCGGUGAUGAAGCUGGUGAUCGAGCCCAAGCACGGCAUCCAUCUCUUGAUGAAGAAGCUCUGAGUUCGUUAAUCACAGUCAAAUAAUUAUAUAUAAUUGCGUACCCUUCUUUAAUUCUCUUUCUUUUUUCUUUUCUCUUUUUUUGUUUUGUUAGAAACACCUUCAAAUUAAGAGAAAGGUAUUGUUAUUACUAUGUUAUUAAAAAAAUAAUACUUCUGAUACAAAUUCAAUA